AUGACCAAGUUCCGCCCGUGCAUUGACCUGCACGCCGGCCAGGUUAAGCAGAUCGUGGGCGGCACGCUCGACAACGCCUCGGCGGCGCUACAGACAAACUACGUCUCGCAGCAUCCGGCGGCGUACUAUGCCGAGCUGUACAGAGACAAUUCGCUCGAGGGCGCCCACGUCAUCAUGCUUGGCCCCGGCAACGAAGAGUCUGCUCGGCAGGCUCUGCAGGCCUGGCCGGGACAUCUCCAGGUCGGCGGCGGCAUCAACCAUGGCAACGCCAAGGAGUGGAUGGACGCGGGGGCAUCCAAGGUCAUCGUCACCUCGUUCCUCUUUCCCGAGGGCCGCUUCAGUCAGCCCAGGCUCGAUGCCGUGCUCGAGGCACUCGGCGGCGACAAGAGUAAGCUCGUCAUCGACCUCAGCUGUCGGCGGCGUGGUGGCAACGAGAGCCGCUGGUUCGUGGCCAUGAACAAGUGGCAGACGGUGACGGACAUGGAGGUGAACCAAGAGUCAAUCGCGGCGCUGGAGCCGUACUGCUCCGAGUUCCUCAUCCACGCGGCCGACAACGAGGGCCUGCAAAGAGGCAUCGACGAGGAGCUGGUGGCGCGGCUGGCGAAGUGGUGCUCGAUACCCGUCACGUACGCGGGCGGAGGGCGGCGGCUGGACGACCUGGAGCUGGUUGCGCGGCUAAGCGAGGGCAAGGUCGAUCUCACGAUAGGCAGCGCGUUGGACUGCUUUGGCGGGUCAGGAGUCAAGUUUGACGACUGCGUCGAGUGGAACAAGAGGCAGGGCUGA
Molecule: messenger RNA, 783 nt
Organism: Hirsutella rhossiliensis
Lineage: Eukaryota; Fungi; Ascomycota; Sordariomycetes; Hypocreales; Ophiocordycipitaceae
Product: histidine biosynthesis protein
Exons: 3
Coding region: 1-783 (260 amino acids)
Biological process (GO): L-histidine biosynthetic process; L-tryptophan biosynthetic process
Cellular component (GO): cytoplasm
Molecular function (GO): 1-(5-phosphoribosyl)-5-[(5-phosphoribosylamino)methylideneamino]imidazole-4-carboxamide isomerase activity
Source: RefSeq, a predicted model, not a curated record